AUGGAUAACACAAAAAAAGAAACUGCAAAAGAUACCAUAAAGGCACAGUUAGAAGCGAUUGAAGAAUGCAAAGAAAAAAAAGAGAAAUAUGUAAAAUGUUUUAAUAAUUGGUAUAAGAAUAAUUUUCUCAAGGGUGAUUUAACACAAGCGUGUGAUGACUAUUAUGAAGACUAUCAAAUAUGCAUAUUAAAUGAUCUAAAUAAAAAGGGGUUAGGGCACUUAACAAAUCUGCAGAAAGAGAAGUAA
Plasmodium malariae is the source of this 246-nucleotide messenger RNA. RefSeq names its product conserved protein, unknown function. NCBI's taxonomy places the organism in Eukaryota, Apicomplexa, Aconoidasida, Haemosporida, Plasmodiidae. The transcript is spliced from 3 exons. The coding region runs from base 1 to 246 and encodes 81 amino acids. The record is from RefSeq and is a predicted model, not a curated record.